AUGGUUUGUGGCAAGAAUUCAGAAAGGAAGAGGCCCGAUGGAGACAAAAAGGCCAGGGUUAAAUGGAUUAGAGAAGGGGAUAGAAACACUUCCUAUUUUCACUCUAUGUGCAAAAUCCGUAAGGCCAAGAAGCAGAUAUCUCACUUAGUUGUUGGGGGGGUAGCUGUUGAGGACCCUAAUAUGAUCAAAGAAACAAUCUUCAGCCACUUCCAAACCUUCUUCACUAGGGAUAACAGACAAAGGCCGAAAAUAAGAUGCACAAAUCUUCCAAAGCUGAGUCAUGAGAAGAAGGUUGGACUGGAAAACAGAUUCACAGAGGGGGAGAUUUGGGAGGUUCUGAAGUCUUGUGAUGGGAAUCGGGCACCAGGACCCGACGGUUUUAAUUUGAAUUUUUUCAAACAGUUCUGGAGCUUAGUUAAGGGUGAAGUGGUGAAAUUCUUUGAUGAUUUCCAUAGCACGGGGAAGUUAGUAAAAGGCCUUAAUGCUACCUUCAUAGCUCUAAUUCCAAAACAUAACAAUCCCUCGGCUGUCACUGAUUUCAGACCAAUCAGUUUGAUCGGUAGUGUUUAUAAAUUGAUCUCCAAGGUGCUAGCAUCGAGAUUACAGAGAGUUGCCCCCUUGCUGGUCUCAGAGAAUCAAUUUGCUUUCACACACGGGCGACAAAUUUCUGACUGCAUCCUUAUUGCUAAUGAGGUGGUAGAUCUCUUGAAAAAGAGAGAAGACGGAGGAUUUCUAUUAAAACUUGAUUUCGCCAAAGCAUAUGAUAAUGUGGAGUGGGGUUUCCUACUCGAUAUCCUCAAGGAAAUGAACUUUGGUGAGCGAUGGAUCAAUUGUAUUCGUACUUGUGUCUCUACGGCUACUCUGUCAAUCCUGGUAAAUGGCUCAUCUACAAGUUUCUUUGAUAUGGAAAAGGGGCUCCGACAAGGUGACCCGUUAUCCCCCCUCUUGUUCAAUCUAUGUGCAAAUAGACUCUGUUGCAUGUUGAACCAACUCUUAGGAGAAUUUCUCUUUAGUGGUGUGAGAAUUGGAACCGGUCUAGCUUUGAACCACUUACAGUUUGCGGAUGAUACGCUACUGUUUUGUGAGAAUGAUGAGGACCAAAUAGAUCUGCUUUGCAAUGCCUUAUUGUCAUUCCUCUUUGCUUCUGGACUCAAAGUGAAUUUGCAGAAGACAUUUCUAAUCGGGUGUAAUGUUGAAGUAUCAGAGGUGGAAAGAAUUGCUGGUCUUUAUGGGUGGAAUAUUGGCCAAUUGCCAUUACUCUACCUUGGUGCCCCCCUUGGUGGGAAUCCUCGUCGUAUCUCUUUUUGGGAACCAAUGCGGGAUAAACUUAGAAGGAAAAGGCGGACAUGGAAUUCAAAAUUCAUCUCUUUAAGCGGUAGAUUGACGCUGAUGAAGGCAGCCCUUUGCUCGGUUCCUUUAUUCUUAAUGGUUGUAUUCAAAGCACCUAUGAAGGUCAUAGGGGAAGUGGAGAAAAUCUUACGUAGUUUCCUUUGGGGAAAGGAAGAGAAUGGCAGAAAAAUCGCUUGGAUUCCGUGGUCCUUGAUCUGCAAAUCUCAUGAACACGGGGGUCUUGGUCUUGGUUUCAUUGGGUGGAAGAACAAAGCUCUCUUACUUAAAUGGGCUUGGCGCUUUGGAGUAGAACACAAAAGCUUGUGGAGGAGACUACUCAUUGCUAAAUAUGCGCUGGACCCUAGGCUACUGUUCUUCCAUGUGGCUAUGGUGGAAGCAAAAAAUUGGUCCGUUCUCAUGCAAGACAUUGUGAACAUUUUGUAUGAAGACUCCUUGGUAGCCAAAGGAUUGAAAGAAGGACUGAUUGUCAACAUUGGAGAUGGAUCAAAUACUAGAUUCUGGGAAGAUCCAUGGGUAGAUAUUAUGCCACUCCGAAACAGAUUUCCUCGGCUGUUCUCCAUGAGCUCGAAUAAAUUGAGCAUGGUGGCAGAAGUGGGAAUAUUUGUGCAAGGGAAAUGGACUUGGGACCUAGCACUCAAAAGAGAUUUUUUUGAUUGGGAAUUGGAGAUACAUAGCACCUUCAUCAACCUUAUAAAUAGUCACUUUCCUUCGAGAGGAUUCAGGGACCACAUAUGCUGGUGUUUUGAAAGCUCCGGGUUAUUCUCAGUGAAAGGAUUAUGCAAGUGGAUCGAGGACAAGGUAAAUGAAGGAGAACAAUGGGCACUACCAUCUCAGUUGAGGAAAAUAGUUCCACCUAAGGUGGGAUUGUUAUUUUGGCAGGGGUGUUACAACAAGAUAGCUUGCAAACAAAAUCUUCUGAGUCGUGGGGUUUAUUUGGAGGAUAAUGGCCUCUGCUCGCUAUGCUCCCAAGCUCCUGAAACUGCUGAUCACCUUUUCCUACACUGCUUUUUGUCUUGGAGCAUGUGGAGUGACAUAGUAAAAAGAGAAGGCGUUGCUUGGGUACCUCCAAACUCCCUGGUUGAUUUAGCCAAACAGUGGGAUUUCCUUUGUGUUAAUUCAGACCCUAUCUUAUGGAAAUUAAUCCCUUAUUCUCUGGUUUGGUCCCUAUGGGUCGGAAGAAACGACUUGUUAUUCAGAGAUAAAGCUUUCAACAGAGAAGAAGUUUGGGAUAUGCAUGUUAUACGAAUUGGAUGGUGGGUGAAAGCUAAAUGGAAGGACUGCCCUUAUAACACUGAACAAUUUAACGCAAAUUUCUGCAAUAUAAGAAUGAAAAUGACUGUUGUGAGUGUAAGGACAACAACUUGGCAACCUCCAACGCUAAGUACUCUCAAAUUUAAUGUUGACGGUGCUUCUCAAGGUAAUCCCGGACCUAGUGGUUUGGGGGGAGUUCUAAGAGAUCAUCAAAAUAGGGUCUUUGGCUAUUUCUCUAUCAACUCAGGCUUUGGCUGGGCUUUCGAAGCUGAGGUACGUGCUAUCCUCAAAGCUCUACAAUUCUGCCAGGAAUUCAUGGUUUAUGAGGUGAGUAUAGAGAGUGAUUCGACUGCUGCGGUAGGAUGGAUAAACUCCAAUUUAAAUAGGCCAUGGAAACUCCUUAAUGAACUAAAUCAAAUAGACUUCUUGCUGGAGCUAACCAAAUGUUCCAAGACUACUGGAAGGUCCCAGUGUGCCUUGACUAGCAAUGUGGUUAUAAUUAUUUUUUCUUCUCUUGCUUUGUAUGGUGGAGCUGAUUGUGGUGUGGAGAGUGACAAUAUUGAUCGGACCACGAAAGAUGAACUUCAUAUUGAAAUCGUUCUGUUUUCAUCUUUAUGUUUAAGAAUUUCUAAUGGAGAAACUAUUUCUAGGCGUGGAGAGGUGAAAAAAAGUGAGUUUGGUGAAAUGAUGCAUUGGUUUCUUGCAAGAAACUAUGAGAAAGCUGACUCUCCUUUCCAGAUUCAGAUAUUUCUAUGUUGGACAUUUUUCAUCUGGCAUCUGGGAGAUAUGGUUAUCAAAUCUCGAAGAUUCUUUGGUGAAAAGGAUCUUGAAGGGGAAAAUGAUUGGAGCAUGUAUUUAGUUGAAAGUCUAAAGGAAUGGAGUGACAUUUAA
Molecule: messenger RNA, 3492 nt
Organism: Lotus japonicus
Lineage: Eukaryota; Viridiplantae; Streptophyta; Magnoliopsida; Fabales; Fabaceae
Exons: 7
Coding region: 1-3492 (1163 amino acids)
Molecular function (GO): RNA-DNA hybrid ribonuclease activity; nucleic acid binding
Source: RefSeq, a predicted model, not a curated record